GUAAGUUUGAGGGGUGAAUGCAGCAUAUGGGGAUGUGUGAAACAUCCUCCUCAGCAUGAACUGUCCCCACUAAGACACUUCAGAAUGCCUCUCACCUGUGCUAGCAAAGCAGAGGUCCUGGGGUUCUAGCUGAAUUAGGAGGAAGCUGUCCCCACUAAGACACUUCAGAAUGGCUCUCACCUGUGCUAGCAAAGCAGAGGUCCUGGGGUUCCAGCUGAAUUAGGAGGAAGCUGUCCCCACUAAGACACUUCAGAAUGGCUCUCACCUGUGCUAGCAAAGCAGAGGUCCUGGGGUUCCAGCUGAAUUAGGAGGAAGCAGUACUCACUAAGGAAGCAGUGAUCCUUUGCAUAAGAAGGCCCUUAUAUUCUAAUGUCACACCACCAAUGUUCUGUAAACACCAGCCGAGAAGCUUGUAGGGAGUCACAACAUCAGCUGCUACAGAAUCACAGUGUCACAGAAUACAAUAACAAUCAGUGUCCUCCAGUCUGGGUCCACCACUAUCAACAGAUAUGAGAACAAUCAGUGUCCUCCAGUCUGGAGUCCACCACUAUCAACAGAUACAAUAACAAUCAGUGUCCUCCAGUCUGGAGUCCACCACUAUCAACAGAUAUGAGAACAAUCAGUGUCCUCCAGUCUGGAGUCCACCACUAUCAACAGAUAUGAGAACAAUCAGUGUCCUCCAGUCUGGAGUCCACCACUAUCAACAGAUACAAUAACAAUCAGUGUCCUCCAGUCUGGAGUCCACCACUCUCAACAGAUACAAUAACAAUCAGUGUCCUCCAGUCUGGAGUCCACCACUAUCAACAGAUAUGAGAACAAUCAGUGUCCUCCAGUCUGGCGUCCACCACUAUCAACAGAUAUGAGAACAAUCAGUGUCCUCCAGUCUGGAGUCCACCACUAUCAACAGAUACAAUAACAAUCAGUGUCCUCCAGUCUGGAGUCCACCACUAUCAACAGAUAUGAGAACAAUCAGUGUCCUCCAGUCUGGCGUCCACCACUAUCAACAGAUACAAUAACAAUCAGUGUCCUCCAGUCUGGAGUCCACCACUAUCAACAGAUAUGAGAACAAUCAGUGUCCUCCAGUCUGGAGUCCACCACUAUCAACAGAUACAAUAACAAUCAGUGUCCUCCAGUCUGGCGUCCACCACUAUCAACAGAUAUGAGAACAAUCAGUGUCCUCCAGUCUGGAGUCCACCACUCUCAACAGAUACAAUAACAAUCAGUGUCCUCCAGUCUGGAGUCCACCACUAUCAACAGAUAUGAGAACAAUCCAUAACAUUCACUAUCAAGUCUAGUGACCAUCAACCCGUAUCAUGUGUAUUACACAAAAGGAAAGCAUCUAUUUUAAGCAUUGUAUUAAUUGCUAACUAGCUACAAUUAGCGCAAUAACUGUAAGCCUGACAAUGACUUCCAGUCAUUGUGCUAACGCUAGUUAGCAUUGGUUCGCUAAAGUACCUCUAUCUUCAUACUGGACAAGUUCAUCUGACUCCGGGGAAGUAGAUAAAGGGCCUCGCUGCCAAACUCCCGAAGUAUCCCUUUAAGUGAAUAUGCUGAAUAUGAAUAUGUGCAUCUUAAAUUACAGUCCCCUGUUUUAGUCAUUUGACAUAGCCACCAAAAGUGUCAUGCAAAUUACCAAGAAUCUCAAUGCAUUUUCAAAUGUAACAUUACUACACAUUUCAAAGUGUGAAGAUGCCCACAAGUAACCUGCCAUUCCACGAUUAACCUGCCAUUGUAUGUUGACAGACAAUGUCAACAGACCCACCAAUGUCAACAGGCCCACCAAUGUCAACAGACCCACCAAUGUCAACAGGCCCACCAAUGUCAACAGACCCACCAAUGCCAACAGACCCACCAAUGCCAACAGACCCACCAAUGCCAACAGACCCACCAAUGCCGACAGACCCACCAAUGCCGACAGACCCACCAAUGCCGACAGACCCACCAAUGCCGACAGACCCACCAAUGCCGACAGACCCACCAAUGUCAACAGACCCACCAAUGUCAACAGACCCACCAAUGUCAGCAGACCCACCAAUGCCAACAGACCCACCAAUGUCAACAGACCCACCAAUGUCAACAGACCCACCAAUGUCAACAGACCCACCAAUGCCAACAGACCCACCAAUGUCAACAGACCCACCAAUGUCAGCAGACCCACCAAUGUCAACAGACCCACCAAUGCCAACAGACCCACCAAUGUCAACAGACCCACCAAUGUCAGCAGACCCACCAAUGCCAACAGACCCACCAAUGUCAACAGACCCACCAAUGUCAACAGACCCACCAAUGUCAGCAGACCCACCAAUGCCAACAGACCCACCAAUGUCAACAGACCCACCAAUGUCAACAGACCCACCAAGGCAGAGGUAAUGUCUGGCAGACAUAUCAGUGUGGAUGACGGAUCACCACCUCAAGCUGAACCUCGGCAAGACGGAGCUGCUCUUCCUCCCGGGGAAGGACUGCCCGUUCCAUGAUCUCGCCAUCACGGUU
This is a messenger RNA of Oncorhynchus gorbuscha (pink salmon), 2490 nucleotides long. Its product is annotated as sporozoite surface protein 2-like. Lineage: Eukaryota; Metazoa; Chordata; Actinopteri; Salmoniformes; Salmonidae. The coding region runs from base 1734 to 2474 and encodes 246 amino acids. The transcript has 2 exons. The record is from RefSeq and is a predicted model, not a curated record.